This is a messenger RNA of Meloidogyne enterolobii, 328 nucleotides long. The record is from the annotation of a GenBank genome assembly. Lineage: Eukaryota; Metazoa; Nematoda; Chromadorea; Rhabditida; Meloidogynidae.
UUUCAAAAAAUGGUAUCAGUUAGUGAAGCAGCAAAGGAAUACAGAGCAGUCCUUUCUGACCUGUCGAGGAAUGACAAAACUCAAAUUAAUUUGCUUACAAUUUUGGCAGAGGACUAUGCUUCUUAUUCCAGUGAAAUUGUUGGAGUUAUUGAAGAAUCUCUCUACAAGGUUUGUUUUAAUUUUUAAUUUCCAAAUUGUUGUGGACACUCAAAUUCGUAAUUUUUCUUGAGCUUCACGGCUUAAUUUCUGGGACUUUAAUACUUCCCCGACAGUUCUUAUACUUAAGGCUCUGGCCAUGGUAAUUCUUCGGUUGUCGCCCCCCCUUUUU